CUUACGUGAAUGAGAGUGAGACAAACGGUAUCACACUUUCCUGUGUCAGUGUGGACUGAAUGGUAACGUCUUAGCUGUCUCCAUUUUGUUAAAACAACUGAUUAAUAUUUACCGUUUCUACUGGCUCGUAUAAGUCAUGGACAUACUGUAGAUUGAUCAGUAUGAAAGGAAUUUGGAGAAGGACCGUUUUAAAGGGUAUUCUAAACCAAGUUCGGGAGGAUUACGCGAAGUGCCGCUGCCGGAGACAUUGAGUCUUACAUAAACCUAAUGGGUCAUCUAAACGUGAAUAUGCUUCAUUCGGCAGAAAUCAAGAAAUUCAUCAUCAGCACUGACGUCGAUGUGUGAAAAUCAGCUUUCAACUUUUUCUUUCGUCGGUUGUUCACUUGUUUGGAGACUCAUGAUUCCAAAACAAACCCCAACGAACUCAUUUCAUUCUGGUUUGUUUUGAAGACACAUUUAAACGUUUGUCUCCUUUUUUACAUUACAACUGUACAUGAAAACAUUGCUAGAUGUGUUAGGUAUUGUUUUGUUAGAGGCUAGACAGUUUAUUUUAUUUUAUUUUAUUUUAUUUUAUUUUAUUUAUUUGCUUUACUGGGAAAUGAACCGUCAGUUAUUUAGGUGUUUUGGUGGGCCUAGCAGUGGUGAAAGGGAAAUUAAUAACGUUAGUGUUUAUAAACAUUUAGCCUUUGGUCUCAUGGUAAUUGAUUUUCGCCAGUAUUCCGAUCAUGUUGUGUUAAAGAUGGUGUUUUUGUGAAGUAACUUAAAUAGGACUAUAUUUGGUUAUUUUUAGCCUGGAUUCCACCAAAGCUUUAAACCCGAGCUCUAUACGUUGUACUUUUGCCCGCUUUCCUGAAAAUCAUUUGGAUUUUAUGCGGUGUAGCAGACAAUGGAUGCUGGGAUUCAAAACCACACCGAACAUUAUGUGCACGACCUCUCCAACCCGACCGCACCGGGAUUGUGUGUGGAAAUGCUCGGGGUUGCGGACGAGGCUUGCCGGGCUGGAGACUUCGAUCUGGCCGCGGAGAUCUAUACCUCUCAGCUCGCCGAGCUCGAGCACACCGACCGUGGCCUCUGCCUGCGGAAAGCUGACGCUCUAGCCCGUGGGGGACGCAUAGCCGAUGCGCUGGACUCGUAUUGCAUCGCUGCAAACCUCCAGGCAUUGAGACCUGAUGAAUUGCAGAUUUUAGUUGAAGUUAUAGCACAUACGAUCCGCACUAAAGAGCAGAGUGACAGGAAGACAAUAAGCGGGGGCUCUACCUCAGAAAGCAGAUGUUUUGAGAGUGACGAGUUAGACGAUGAACAGAACUUAGACUUGUUUUCAUGCCGCGUUUGCAAGUGCUUAUUGACGGAACCGACGUCCUUGGUGUGUGGACACACUUUCUGUAAGCGCUGUCUGGAAGAUGACCUUACAAAAGAGUGCAGAAGCUGCCGUUUAAAACCCAACAAAUCACACAGAGAAAUUAGUUUGUGCGGACUCAGAGUAAAUGUUAUUGCCAGUGGCUUGAUUGAAAAAUGGUUCAGUUCGGAAAGCAAAGCGAGACGAUACUGGUUGGAAGGGGAAGGUCUUUGGAAAAAACAGGACGUAUCCAACGCAAUACUGAAGUUCAACAAGGCGAUUGAACUAGAGCCCUGUAUAUGUCGGCUCCUGGCUCGGCGGGCAGAGCUGCUUAUGGAAAUGAAGAAUUUUGGCCAAGCCAUUAAGGAUUGGGACACCAUGUGCCGACUCCGUCCCCAGUGGCCAAAGGCUCACUACAUUAAGGCUACAGCGUUUAGGAGCGCUGGCCGCAAUGAGGAGGCUCUACAAGAAUAUUUCUACUGUUUGGCUCUGAAAUCUGACUGGAUCGCUGUAAAACUGGAGGCCCAAAAGAUCCUGAGUCACAUGUUCUCUUCGGUCUUUGCAAAUAAUGGUCUGGCCACGUCCAUGCAGCCCCUUCCAGCUGGACCCAUCUCUCGUAUCAAACCUUCAUUCCUCCUCAGCUCUCUUCACUCCUCUCUUCCUAGAGAUGGAGCCAAAGCAGGCUGCUCCAAGGAACCAACACUCAGUUGCAGCAAGUUCAAAGAUGAGAACUUUUUUAUUUUACAAAGAUCUGAAAACGUAAAUUCUGUUGGCCUCAGUUCACUUUUUGAUAAACCAGUCCUAAAAAGGAAAUUGACAGAAGAUGCUAAGCCCUUUGAGCCGUCCAGCAAACAGCUUAAAGAAGAUAAGGCAUCUUCAUGUAAAACUCUCCCUACUUUUUCUGGGGAGAGGCAAGUACAAUCACAGCUUUUGGACAGUGCGGAUUUUGAAUGUUCUCUCUGCAUGAGGCUGUUUUAUGAGCCUGUCACCACACCCUGUGGACACACAUUCUGCCUCAAGUGUUUGGAGCGCUGUUUGGACCACAACCCUAACUGUCCCCUGUGCAAGGAGAAUCUCUCAGAGUAUCUGGCCACUAGAGCGUACAACAAAACUCUUCUAAUAGAAAAAUUAUUGCAGCGCUUCUUUUGUGAUGAGCUAGCAGAAAGGCGAAAAGUACAUGAAGAAGAGAUGAAAGAAUUGUCAAACUUGAACCAGGAAGUGCCCAUCUUUGUUUGCACUAUGGCAUUUCCUACUGUUCCCUGCCCACUGCAUGUUUUUGAGCCUCGGUACAGGCUUAUGAUUCGCAGAUCUAUGGAAACAGGAACCAAACAGUUUGGGAUGUGCAUUGCUGAUGAACUAAAAGGGUUUGCAGACCACGGCUGUAUGCUGGAGGUGAGGGAUGUCAAGUUUUUUCCUGAUGGACGCUCUGUGGUGGACACCAUAGGCAUUGCUCGUUUCAGAGUGGUCACUCAUGGCCAAAGAGAUGGAUACCACACAGCCAAGAUUGAAUAUUUGGAGGAUAAAAAGGUUGAAGGAGAGGAUUUAACUGAGCUCCUGAAGUUGCAUGACUCUGUGUAUGAUCAGGCUUUGGGCUGGUUCACCUCCCUUAAAGAUGAUAUGAAGAACCAAAUCAUCAGCCACUUUGGGCAGCUGCCUGUCAAAGACCCUGACCCACAGGAUAAUCCCAAUGGUCCUGCGUGGUGUUGGUGGCUGUUGGCUGUGCUACCGCUGGAAAACAAAGCCCAGCUGACCAUCCUCGCCUUGAACGCUCUUAAGGAUCGGCUGAUCGCCAUCCGCAGGGUCCUCAUUUUUGUAACUCGCAAGCGCCCUCGAUAAUAAAUGAGGUCUUGGUCUAAAUGAGAUUAUUAACAUCAACCCUUAGCUUGGGAAUGCUGAUUCAGGCUGGGGUCACUGAGGUUUCUUCUAGCGGCCAUCUUGGUCUGUCAUUGCAGCACGCAACCCUCACCAGUUAGCCAGCUGUGACCAAUGUUGGGGAAAGUUACUUUUAAAAGUAAUGCAUUACAAUAUUGCAUUACUCCCUAAAAAAGUAA
This is a messenger RNA of Cyprinus carpio (common carp), 3387 nucleotides long. Its product is annotated as LON peptidase N-terminal domain and RING finger protein 2-like. Lineage: Eukaryota; Metazoa; Chordata; Actinopteri; Cypriniformes; Cyprinidae. The record is from RefSeq and is a predicted model, not a curated record. The transcript has 12 exons. Bases 887 to 3172 code for a protein of 761 amino acids. Gene Ontology annotation, molecular function: protein binding.